GCCCGACUACCAACAAAUGAGUGCCCUGAGAGGCUAAGUAGCGCACCAAGAGUAUACGUUAAUUUUUUUAUUCUUGUUGAAAGAAAGUACUUAAAAGAAAAAGAAAAAUAAAAGACUUGAAGAAUGAAUAAACAGUUACAAAUUUUCAAAUAUUCUGAAACUUGUAUCGAUUUUGUUUCAUGCAACUGUAUUCUCUUGCUCAAAUAACUUGAUCGAUUUCUGAAUAACAACAGAUUAUGUGAAUUAUUGUAAUUUUGAACAAAAAUGACGGAAUUUAUGGACCUUCACUUUGAUUUGUUGAUAAAUAUAUUCUUAAGAUGGAGUGCAAAACCCUUGAUGCAAUUUAAGAGUGUAUGCAAGUCAUGGUAUUACCUAAUUAGCUCCCCUCAAUUUACCGAGCUUCAUCUUGAUCAAACCCUAGCUCAAUCGAAUCCGAACCUCCGAUUUGUUUUUUCAGCUCCCCAUCUCUCUUCUGCUGAAUUUGACACUUUUGAUCGGAUCACCGAGUUGGACAACCCCUUUCGUAGUCAGGGUUUUGCCCAUGUGGUGGGUUCUUGCCAUGGGUUGCUCUGCCUCUGUAAUUAUGAUUUGCACCUUACUAUCCUCUUGUACAAUCCCACGACUCGAACCUAUAAGAAACUCCCCUUUUUGCCUAAACCCUCAAGCUUGUCUCAUCGCUACUCGUUUGGGUUUGGGUAUGAAAAAGAAUCUAGGGACUAUAAGUUUGUUAGGAUUUUGCAAAGCAAUGAGGGAACUGGUCCUUUCAAGAGCCAAGUCAUGGUUUAUAGCUUGAAAAUGGAUUCAUGGGUGAGGGCUCCAGAUGUUCCUUCCCCAUUCUUUUCCUACCGUGAAGAUGGUGUUCUUGUUAAUGGUACUUUGCAUUGGGUACAUGAAUUUAUGCAUAAGGAUGAAAAGCGGUAUUCGAUUGUUGGAUUUUGUCUUGGUAACAACAGCUUUAUUGAGGUGCCUCAGCCUAAGUUUGAGGAACAGCUUAUCAACUUACGUGAUGGGGUUCUUGAAGGGUGUUUAUGUCUUAUGGUGAAUGACUUGGAAUACUCAGAUAUAUGGGUCUUGAAGGAAUAUGGUGUGGCGGAGUCAUGGGCUAGGCUGUUCAAAGUUAAGCAAUCACAACAGCUUAUGUUUCUCGAGUGGCCCAUUGCCUAUUCUUUGAAUCGACAGAAGCUUUUUCUGCAGCUGAAUACUUGGAGGGUUGUUUCACUUGACUUGCAGACUAUGGUGAUCAAAGAUGUUAAGGUCUGCGAUUUCCCUAGAUGUUUUGACACUCAAGUAUGUAUAGAGAACCUCAUUAUGUUGAAGGGUUCUGGCAGUGAAGCUCUUGACCAUCAGCAGGGAACAAAGAAGAGGAGGAGGCGAAGGAGGAGGAAACAUGUGCAUCGAAGAAGAAAUAUUAGUGUCGAUGAGAAUUUGGAAAGCUGAUGCACUAAAUGGGAAAAAGUGAAUGCAAGGAACACUAAAAGGGGAGGAGUGCUCUUUAAAAGGUGUCUCUUAUAGGUUGAAAUUUCCUUCACAAAAAUAAUAUGUACUGAUAAAGAUUGUUGACAUCAUUUUUGCAAUGUUGGCUUGCUGCUGGCUGUGGCGUGAAGUUAUCUAAUCGGGUUCAGAUAAUGAGAACUAGCUGAAAAGCUUCCUCUCAGUGACUUUAUAUCAAAAUUGUUUCUGCUGUGUAGUGUAUACUUGUUUUCUUAAAAUUUGGCCUGAGUGCCUGAAUGAAAAGCUUGUGUAUAUCUCUUGGAGAUAAUAUGUAAAAAGCAUUUUGUGAUUAUCGUACAUCAUUUAUACUUGAAAUUGUACAUCCUCCUUGCCUCCUUGGUGCAUUAUGUCA
This is a messenger RNA of Chenopodium quinoa (quinoa), 1843 nucleotides long. RefSeq names its product F-box protein CPR30-like. Bases 265 to 1437 code for a protein of 390 amino acids. The record is from RefSeq and is a predicted model, not a curated record. NCBI's taxonomy places the organism in Eukaryota, Viridiplantae, Streptophyta, Magnoliopsida, Caryophyllales, Amaranthaceae. Gene Ontology annotation, molecular function: protein binding. The transcript is spliced from 4 exons.